AAGCAAGAAAGAGCAGCCCACCUAAUCCUAAUCCUCAUAACACAUGGAAAAGAAAUACUGCAAACCCCAAAUUAAAUCCAACAAGGAUUCCUCUUCAGUCCCUUCAACUAUACAUGCCACAAUGGCCUUCGCUUCCUUCACUUUUCAUCUCCAUAAUCUUGACGAUCGUAUUACAUAAAUAUUUAGAAGCUUUUCCUUGUGAUCUCCGAUUCAUCCGUUGUUUUUCCUGCCAAUGGAGCGGUCUGAUCUUGAAGCUGUUGCCGCCGCUGCUGCUGCAGCCAUGGAGCUUGAUAGUUCUUUCCAGCAUACCUAUCGGUGUUCUGCAUCAAGGGUUGAGUUAGGUAACAGAAUUCUGAUGCCCCUUUCUGCUUUCGACUCUCUUGUUGAUAAAGGUGUGGAGUCUCCGUGGCUUUUCGAGCUGUGCAAUCCUGUAACAGGCAAAACUUCUCAUUGCGGGGUUCUUGAGUUUACUUCCGAUGAGGGUUUCGUGUUGUUACCGGCGCCUAUGAUGGAGUCCAUGGAGCUAGAGGAAGGAGAGCUUGCAACACUGAAGAGUGCUUCUCUUGACAAAGGAACCUUCUUGAAGCUUCAACCACAUACCAAGAAUUUCAUGCAACUCUCUGACCCCAAGGCGGUGUUGGAAAAAGCUUUCAGAGAUUUCUGUUGCUUGACUACCGGAGAUACCAUCAUGAUCAUGCAUAACGACAUCAAGUUCUACAUCGAUAUCGUUGAAGCAAAACCCUCUUUGGCCGUCAAUAUCAUUGAUACAGAUUGUGAAGUUGAUUUUGCUGUCCCAUUGGAUUAUGAACCACCCCAAAAGAAACAGAAAAAGGCUAAACUACUUCAAAAACAAGAGCAACCAAUCGAGGCAGAAACAGUCAAGUUCAAAGCGUUCAACGGCAUAGCAAGGCGCCUGGAUGGAGAACCUGUGACAGAACAGGUUGCAGUUGAUGAUGAUCACGAUUCGAUGAUGAAUGCUGAAAGAAAGCCAUGCGGAUCAAAGAAAGUUGUGCUUGGUUCCAAUGUUAUUCAAUGUCAAGAAGACUCAACGGGUGAACCAUCGAGAAAGGGUUGGCAAGAGGUAACCAAUAUGAAGAAAGAAGAAGAAAAGUUCCAGCCAUUCACCGGAAGAAGUUAUAGGUUGACUUAGGAUAACAUUUUCUGAAUUUGAUGCUUACUUUUCCAUGAAAGAUACCUUGACCUCUUAGUUUAUUGCUUGUUUUGACCUUUUGGUUCAAGCUAUUUAAGGCCAUAUGUAAACUACUAAUUUGUUAGUAUAAAUAUUAAAAGAUUCUAAAGA
Molecule: messenger RNA, 1300 nt
Organism: Theobroma cacao (cacao)
Lineage: Eukaryota; Viridiplantae; Streptophyta; Magnoliopsida; Malvales; Malvaceae
Source: RefSeq, a predicted model, not a curated record